Molecule: messenger RNA, 1173 nt
Organism: Priapulus caudatus
Lineage: Eukaryota; Metazoa; Priapulida; Priapulimorpha; Priapulimorphida; Priapulidae
Exons: 4
Coding region: 1-1044 (347 amino acids)
Biological process (GO): protein targeting to membrane; protein insertion into membrane
Molecular function (GO): olfactory receptor binding
Source: RefSeq, a predicted model, not a curated record
AUGGUAACCGUUCCGGUCACCGGGUUCACGGAGCCGUCCAGCUACCCGGCUGCCGGCAGCGCCGUGUACGUGCAGACGGCCGCCGACGGUGGCACCGCCGCGGCAACGAUGGCGAGCUACAAUUCCAACGCCGUCCCUUUACAUCCGGGUCCUCACUCUAUGUAUGAAGUCGCGGGCGGAAUGCCGCCCGCCGGAAUCGCAUUCCAGCCUCACCUAGGGCCGUCUCUGCAGCCACCUCAGCUGCAAGCUUUCCCUCCUCCGUCGCACUACCUCCACAAACAACAGAUGGCGCCACCUCCCAUAGAGGUGUUGGAUGGCGUGUUUACCGGCGACAACCCGCGCGCGCCGUUCCCCGACAUCCUUCAUGCGGCAAACUUUUCCGUAGUCGCUGCCGCCGGUAGCACACAGUUCCCACUAGCGGAGGAAUUCGUUACGGGUUUUGAGAGCUUGCCUCCACCGCACAGUUUGGCUAUUGUGCCGACGAAAAAGAACCAGUGCUUGACACCUGACUUAGUUAACCAGAUCUGGCAUCAAUCUUUCGAAAUGAGGUUUAGAGAAUUCGAACACGUCUGGAAUAUUAAGGCGUUCUCACCGGGUGAGGAAGAACCGAAAGACUGUCGGAUGUUCAAAGAUAGUGCUAAAGUCAGGUUUCAAUGUCAGCAAUGCGGCAACUCCUGGACAUCAAUGAAAGGCUCCGUCAUGUUCUGGUAUAGCCUAACCAACGCGUGCGAAGAUGGCGGACACAAACCUUCCACGGGACGCAUCAUUUUCAUGCUAUACGGUCAGGUUUGCAAACGCUGUCCCCAGUCUGGAUUUCAGCAGCCCAUGUGGUACACUGAAGAAGUGGAAAAGGUUGUGAACAAUAUUUACAUGAAGGUUGGGCACCGGUUUUACCAGUUCGACCAACCCAAGUACGUCAAAGUGCGCAGAGAGGGUAAGACUACGCAUGCGCAUGACGUCAGCCUGUGUCAGGCCUGCUUCAAUGGCGCCUGUUCUUAUAAGUCGAAAAAGACGACCACCGAGGAUUUUCCUGCUGGAAGUUAAACACAGAUGUGUAAACAACUCGGAGGUCUGGCCCUUCAUAGAGACCUUGUAUUGGGACCUGAUUGAAAUUGAAAUUGUCAAACUGAACACUAGGAAAUUGAACAUAGCUAGGUGCAUAGACUUACAAUA